GAUUCUGGCAGUGGUUUUGGCAACGCAUGUACAUCGGUUUUAGCGGUACCGCCACCUGUUUAUUCAACACCGUAUCCUAUCUAUGGUACCAAACAGUUUGCUGUACCACUAAGGUUAUCGUCCGAACCAAGGUAAUUAUUAUGUACGGAACGUCGCUGUGA
Molecule: messenger RNA, 161 nt
Organism: Gongylonema pulchrum
Lineage: Eukaryota; Metazoa; Nematoda; Chromadorea; Rhabditida; Gongylonematidae
Source: the annotation of a GenBank genome assembly